Molecule: messenger RNA, 3556 nt
Organism: Perca flavescens (yellow perch)
Lineage: Eukaryota; Metazoa; Chordata; Actinopteri; Perciformes; Percidae
Gene: selenoo1
Product: selenoprotein O1
Exons: 9
Source: RefSeq, a predicted model, not a curated record
ACGUUAUUAUCUCAACCUUGUUAAAUUACUUGGACGUUGAUUUUUGAUGCCGAAAUAGUUCCUACUUUACUGCGUGUUUCCGGACAAUUAAUUAUGUAACACAGUCUGUCUCGCAAACAUCCGCUGUAGUUUGCAGGAUUAUGAAAGCAUGACUAGCGACUACGUUGUAACUGCGCCAGUGUGAAUAGCCAGAUGGCCUUGUUUGGAUGGCUUAUUUAGGACCUCGGCUGGGACGGUCACGAGUCUUUAUCCCCGGUGUGUCCGCGUUCAGACUCCUCGGUACGCUCGGGAUGGCUGACAUGGGUCUGGCGGUGAGUCGUUCCCCGCUGGAGCGGCUCGACUUCGACAACGUCGCCCUCAAGAAACUUCCCCUGGACUCGUCCGAGGAGCCGGGACAGCGGCAGGUGAAGGGAGCGUGUUUCUCUCUGGUGAAGCCGCAGCCGCUGACCAAGCCUCGGUUCGUGGCCGUGUCCCACGAAGCCCUGGCGCUGCUGGGGCUCAGCGGAGAGGAGGUCAUGAACGAUCCGCUCGGGCCAGAGUAUCUUAGCGGAUCCAAAGUCAUGCCCGGAUCCGAGCCCGCAGCUCACUGCUACUGCGGCCACCAGUUCGGCCAGUUCGCCGGGCAGCUGGGCGACGGGGCAGCCUGCUACUUGGGGGAGGUGAAGGUGCCACCCGGCCAAGAUCCCGAACUGCUGCGGGAAAACCCGAGCGGCCGGUGGGAGAUUCAAGUGAAAGGAGCUGGAUUGACUCCUUUUUCCAGAACAGCUGAUGGGCGUAAGGUCCUGCGCUCCAGUAUAAGAGAGUUCCUGUGCAGUGAGGUGAUGUUCUUCCUGGGUGUUCCCACCACCAGAGCGGGCUCCGUGGUGACCUCGGACAGCAGGGUAAUACGAGAUGUGUACUACAGCGGGAACCCCCGGCAUGAGAGGUGCUCUGUGGUCGUCCGAAUUGCUCCCACCUUCCUCAGGUUUGGAUCCUUUGAGAUCUUCAAGCGCGCCGACGAGCACACGGGCCGCCAGGGUCCCAGCUACGGACGUGAUGAGAUCCGAGGUCAGAUGCUGGAUUAUGUCAUCGAGAUGUUUUACCCUGAGAUCCAGCAGAAUCACCCAGACAGGGUGGAGAGGAACGUGGCUUUCUUCAAAGAGGUGAUGCGCCGCACGGCUCGACUCGUGGCUCUGUGGCAGUGUGUAGGUUUCUGCCAUGGAGUCCUGAACACAGACAACAUGAGCAUCCUGGGACUCACGCUGGACUAUGGUCCAUACGGCUUCAUGGACAGGUUUGAUCCAGAUUUCAUUUGCAAUGCCUCCGACAACUCCGGCCGCUACUCCUACCAGGCCCAGCCAGCUAUCUGCAGGUGGAACCUGGUGAAGCUGGCGGAGGCUCUCGCUCCAGAGCUGCCCCCCGACCGGGCUGAGAACGUCAUGGACGAGUACCUGGACCUGUAUAACGGCUUCUACCUGGAGAACAUGAGGAAGAAGCUGGGCCUAUUGAAGAAGGACGAGCCCGAGGACGAGAUCCUGAUCACCGAGUUGCUGCAGACCAUGCACAACACAGGUGCUGACUUCACCAACACCUUCCGUAGCUUGAGUCAGAUUUCCUGUCCCACUGAGGGAGAAAGUGAGGAAGAAGAGCAGCUUGUCAAGAAAGCCACAGACCUCCUGCUGGAGCAGUGUGCCUCCUCAGAGGAGCUCAAGGCUGCCAACAAACCCACUAUGGAUCCACGUGAGCUGGCGAUGCUGCUCUCUAUGGCUCAGAGCAACCCAGCGCUGUUCCAGAUGAUCUCAGACCGGACGACAAUUGCAAGGCAGUUGGAGCGACUCAGCAAACUGAAAGACCUGAUGGAGACCAGCCAGGAAGAGCUGAAAACCCAACAGGCGGAGGAGUGGGGCCGCUGGAUCACGCGCUAUAGGAAGCGUCUGGCCCGGGAGAUGGAAGGCCAUAGCGACGCGCAGGCCGCGCAGGAGGAGAGGGUGACGGUGAUGGACAGCGCCAACCCUCGCGUGGUGCUCAGGAACUACAUCGCCCAGAAUGCAAUUGAGGCCGCUGAGAAUGGAGACUUCUCUGAGGUCCAGCGAGUCCUCAAGGUUCUGGAGAAGCCCUUCUCUUCGCAGCCAGGUCUGGAGCUUCCUGCAUGGGUGGGCGGAGGCCCGGCCACCGAACGGGGCGAGAGGGAUGAAGGGGACGAGCAGCUGCGAGAGUCCACAGCCAGGAAUCCUGUUCCCUAUGACAGCAAGCCCCCAGCUUGGGCCCAUGAAAUCUGUGUCACAUGAUCUUCAUAAUAACUUCCUUGAUUGUUCGCUUUCCUGCCUAAAAUGAUAAGAGAGUUGAUUGUUUUUUUUAGUUCAUAUCUGUGCACCUUCUAGGUCUCUUCCACUCACUGUACCAACUCUCUGUUACUUUGGCGGGAAGCGUCAGGGAAGUUAGCACGAGGCACGUCACCCCAUCGGCUACCUAGCUGAUAACAAGGCAGACAGGGAGCGAGUUGAGCUUAGUGGUACCAAUGCAUCCAGAUACAAAUACGAUGUGAUGUCAGGUGAAAAUCUUUUUACCGUAUCUGAAAUGUGCCAGGGAGCGGCUUUGAAGUGAUUACUAUCUUCCAUUGUUUGACAUUUCUGCUUAAAACGUUGUUACAGUGUGCUUUAACAUCAGAAGUGACUCAAUAUGAGGCAUUUGAUAGAUAUUUUUAAGGGGGAAUUCUUGUGGAGGCCGUUGAAUGAAAGAUAUAUAUAUUAAAAAAAAAAAAAAAGAAAAGAUAACUGGCACAUAACAAAAGAAACAUCCAAAUGACUUUACAAAGAAAGCCCUCAGCUCAUUCCCUGCCUGCCUGGUGUUUGGCUAGCUAUUAAUGACGACUCAGACAAUAAGUCCUACAGGGACCUGCCUGACUCCGACUAACUGUAAGGUGUCGCCUCAACAUCUACCAAAGUGUGUGUGUGUGUGAGAGUGAGAGUGAGAGUGAGAGUGAGAGUGAGAGUGAGAGUGAGAGUGAGAGUGAGAGUGAGAGAGUGAGAGAGUGUGUUUGCACUUGAUCCAAUAAGCCGCAGUACAUAAACACGCACAAUAUAUUCUCCUAUAACAGGAAACCUUGCCUUUUCUCUCUGUCAUAGCAUCACUACAUAGGCUCCGAGCCACAAACAUAACUUACCCCUUUUGUUACCUAACAUGUUUAGCAAGCGUCAGAGUGAAACGACAGUUGAUCCAGAGUUGAGCAAAUGAAAAAUGGGAACUGCAUGUUCUGUUUAACUAUUUUAGUCAGGUUGUGACCAUGCAAACUUCGAAAGGGUUUGUAGAUUGUGCCACAAAUGUGAUUCCAUCAUGAAAAAAAAAAAACAUUCACCACCAUUCAUAAAUAUUUUUUUUUAACCAAAUAUUUUUUUUCGCAGAUACAUUCAGAUUUGUUGUCAAAAUUAGGCUGUUAAACUUUCACACACAAAGUGACAAAUAUGGACCAUGACAUUUGAUUAUGUUCCAGAGUUUUAUUUUCCCCUCACUAAAUAUGAAACACAUUGUUGAUAUGUUCCUCAGCUAUAGCCUAAUAAACUGAGCAGUCAAUACACAA